Cylicocyclus nassatus is the source of this 4435-nucleotide messenger RNA. Lineage: Eukaryota; Metazoa; Nematoda; Chromadorea; Rhabditida; Strongylidae. The record is from the annotation of a GenBank genome assembly.
AUGUACUCUUCCGACAAAGAAUAUACUCCGAACUACUUGAGCCUCUACGCUUCUUUUCUUGAAGACGAAAACGUGGACAAAGAAAAUAUCCUUUCAGAUGACUCUAUCGGCACUUCAUCCAACAGUCAAGCCAAUGUGUCGAGCAGUCAAAUCAACAGGAACAAUUCUCGCAAACGCCGUAUGGGCACUGAAAGUUUUCCACCAGUUUCUUCCUUGCAGCCACAAACGAUACCCGCUUCUUCUACAUCUUCCACAGGGGCUUUAAAGCGAGUCUUGGAGGAGAACACUGUGUCGCUUGCGAAGUUAGGGAGAGUUGUACGACAGUUUGACAUCACUGUCGAAAAUGAGGAGUUGAAUAUGAUCGAAGUCAUGGAAAAGUGGCAGCGACCAAAACGUGCUCAUAAGCAGGACCAUUUCUUGUUAGUUCUCGACUUUUUGCGGCACUUCUUUUUACAUGCCUGCGAACCUCCAACGGAAAUUCAAAACUACGCCUGUAGGCAGAGCGGGAAGAAGGGGAAAUUUGAUCAUCUUAAAGACCUUCCAGAAGGAAUGGUCGAUUUCUUAAUAAGUUUCGUACUUGACGCUCUGGGCCUGUACCGCGAACUCCUGCGGACCCCAAAUGAACAUAAGCAAAAUGUGUUAAUCCCCUCCACAAAUCGCACUUCGAAAUUUUCCUUGUCAAAUUUGCUCUGUUUACCUGUGGGCAAUUGUUUUUUAGGGAUGACGUCCACAGAUGUUCUAUAUGAUCCAAAAAGGGAUCACCUUGAUACCAGCGAUUCGAAUCAACUUGUGGUAGUUCCAGGAAAGAAGCGGAAAAAGGUCGAUGAUGGACCUAUUCCCAAGAAAAAGGAUGCUACUGGUGGUAAGAAAAGCAAAAAUUACGCUAAAGAAAGAGAAAAACAGAAGAUGACAAAGAAGAUGAAGCGGCAGUUGGCAGCAGUACAGCAGAGAAAAGCAAAUAAAUUGACACAAGAGGAGCUUUUCGCCAGUUUGGCUGAAUACCAAGUGGAUACAAAAAAGCUGAAUCAACUCGGCUCAUCUACUCAUAUGCAAGAGAAAUUGAAAGGCGACGAUUCUUGCACCUUUCCCACUAGGAUUAAGUCAGUAUCGUCGAAAAUCAAGCUUCCCCCAACAAUCCACGAAAAAGAGCGUAAACAAGAAAACUACUACCCGACAGACGAUGAGAGUUCUGAAGAAGACAAGGAUGAAGGCGAUGAAAUCGAGGGCUGCCAAGCAUCCACUUCCACUUCUCAGCCAGAAAAUGAGGUACCAGCCGAAACGAAUGAAGUGGAGGACAGCAGCCACAAAGUUGAAGGAAGUGUAGAGAAACCUGCUACGUCAUCCGCUGACCAAAAUAAGACGAUUGUUACUGGCGAAACUGCAAAGCAACAAGAGCUAAGGGUCCCUCCAAAGGAAGUCAAAGUCGAAGCUGAGGAAGAGGUUUCGAAACCUGCCUUACCAGCGGUUCAGAGGAAACGGGUUUUGAUAGCUAGGGAUCCAAACAUAGAGGCUAAAAGAGCUCAGUUACCAAUCUACUCCGAAGAAGUACCAAUCAUGGAGACAAUAAACGAUAAUGUUGUGACUGUCAUCUGCGGUGAGACGGGCUCAGGAAAAACUACACAAAUUCCGCAAUUUCUGUAUGAAGCUGGAUAUGCUAACGACGGUCAGCUAAUUGGCAUAACGGAACCAAGACGUGUUGCAGCUAUGUCAAUGGCGCAGAGAAUUGGUGAGGAACUUAAUGCACCCGAUGAAGUCUCCUACCAGAUACGUUAUGAAGGAAAUCGCACCGAUAAGACCAGGAUAUUGUUUAUGACCGAUGGUGUGUUAAUGAAAGAAAUGGAGUCUGACAUAAUGCUGAAAAAAUACUCGGCGAUUCUCAUCGAUGAAGCGCAUGAAAGGUCCAUGUACAGCGAUGUUCUGAUAGGAAUGCUGAGUCGAAUAGCUCCACUGAGAGCCAAAACUGCUAACCCACUCAAGCUGAUCAUAAUGUCUGCCACUUUACGAUUGGAUGACUUCACGCACAAAAGGUUGUUCCCUAUAAUAGAACCUCAGGUCAUCAAUGUGGAAGCCAGGCAGUUUCCAGUAACCGUACACUUCGAAAAACGCACUCCAGCUGACUACAUGGUGGCGUCUUUCAGAAAGAUAUGCAGAAUCCAUGAAGCCUUACCUGAUGGUGCCAUACUGGUUUUUGUUAGCGGUCAACAAGAAGUCAAGCAACUAGUCAAGAAGUUGGUUGCACGCUAUCCUGUUCACUAUGAGAAAAGCAAAGAUGGGGAGCUCAUGGUAAGAGGAGGCAAAAAAUGGAAAAAGAAACGUUUGAAAGAGGUGCAAGAUCUGAAGCUGGAGGAUUUUAAAGAAAAUCGGGUUGAACAGCUUGAUGGUGAAGACUUUUUGGAAACCGGUGUAGGAGACACCAUGUGGGAUGAUUACGAGGAGGGAGAAGAGGACGAAGAUAGUCGCUUGGAAACCCCCAUGGCAGCUCCACCAAACGACUGCGCACCUCUCUACUGCUUGCCUUUGUACUCACUGUUAUCAUCAGAGAAGCAGAGACGAGUGUUUGAGCCGCCACCAGAAGGAGCCAGAAUGUGUGUAAUAGCGACGAAUGUGGCAGAAACGUCACUGACCAUACCCGGUGUAAAGUAUGUCGUGGAUACUGGCUUCGAGAAGAGGAGACUUUAUGAUCCAAUUACGGGUGUAUCCCAAUUUGUAGUAGCUCAUAUAAGUCAAGCAUCGGCUGAUCAGCGCGCUGGACGUGCUGGACGUAUUGCACCAGGUCAUGCAUACAGGCUCUACUCAUCUGCUGUUUUUGAGGAUUUCGAAAAGUUUUCUCGACCGGAAAUUCUAGAUAAGCCGGCAGAUCAACUUGUUCUUCACUUGAAGUCCAUGAAUAUUGUCAAGGUCGUCAACUUCCCAUUUCCCUCAGCGCCUGAUCCAGAGACGUUGGAAGCUGCUGAAUUGCGUUUGAUAAAGUUGGGUGCAUUGGCGAAAACAACGAAAGAAGGAAAGACUGAGGCGCGGAUCACGCCAUUAGGUCGCACAUUAUCGGUGUUUCCAUUGGCACCAGCUUACGCAAAAGUGAUAGCUAUGGCUAAUCAGCACAAUCUGAUGCCCUAUGCAAUUAUACUUAUAGCAGCGUUGUCAGUCCGAGAACCAAUGAUACCCAUUUCAUCUAUUCGAGGCGAGACUGACGAAGAGACGAAGGAAAAGAUGACGGAAGUGUUGAAAUUGAGGAGAAGCUGGUGUGGGAAGGGCCCCGGCCGACGCCUUGGUGAUCUUUUGGUUCUGAUGCGGGCUGUGAAUUGCAGUGAAGCAGAAAAGAUGAGUCCAGCGGCAUGUUCAAAGUUAGGUCUUAGGCAUAAAGCCAUGCUAGAAAUUCGUCGACUUCGAAGGCAACUAACCAACAUAGUAAACACAUCUUUCAAAGCGGCCGCUGAUGUCGUUUUUGACCCAAACCUUCCACCUCCAUCAGACACUCAAGCGCAAAUGUUGAGGCAAAUGAUGGUAGCUGGACUAGCUGAUCGCAUCGCUAAACGUGUGGAUCGGUCCGCUGGUGAUGAAGAAGUGCCGAAAGGAGCAUACCAAACAAUGAAAUUGCAGGAAUAUGUUUUCAUCGAUCCAUGCAGUGUGAUUUAUACUGAAGAGCCUGAUUACGUCAUUUAUCAAGAAAUUGUCCAACUUGGUGAUCGUAGAUGCAUGCAAAAUCUUAUGAUGGUGGAUCAUGAAUGGUUGACGCGGCUUGCAGAACCUUACUGUAAUUUUGCUCCUAUGGACAGAGAUCAGCUGCCCAGGUAUGACGCAGAAAAGGAUCAGAUAGUUAAGAGUGUUAGUGUAACUUUCGGGCCAUUAGAAUGGCAUCUUGAGCCUGUGGAUCGACCAGUGCCUAAUGAUAUCAUGUUGUACCGAUAUUUUGCACAAUUCCUAUUGGCUGGAGAGGUAAUGCCUCUACUGGCUGAAUAUGUGCCGAAAAUGCUAGCCCCUCCUACAACAAUGGUUAGGUCUUGGGCUAAGUUACAGAAGAGAACGGAGACUCUGCUCAAUGCUUUGAUUGAAAAGGAGGUUCACACAAAGGCUGAUCUGAUUGAAGCUUGGCACAAAGACGAGAAUUAUCUGCUAGAAGAAUAUCUGGAGUGGUUGCCGGAGUCUUUGCAUGGAACUAUCACAGUUAUGUGGCCUCCACUCGAGCAGAAAACAGCAAAGAUGGGUAGAAAUAAGAUUUAUAUCUAGAACUUCAGUUUAUUUUGUACAUAGUUUAGUAGCCUGUUUUGAUUUUUGUAGAACUGUGAUUCUAAUAAUGUCUAAAUUUUGCGAGCUGAAAAUACUGUUUGUUUUAUUUACUGUAAACCCCCUUUGUUGAAAUUUGUUGCUUGUUAUUGUUGUUGUUAUUUGUUAAAGAUUUCAGAACUUUCUAUAUUUAUAGAGGAGAUGGGUUGUUUCC